Penicillium waksmanii is the source of this 1623-nucleotide messenger RNA. RefSeq lists its product as uncharacterized. Bases 1 to 1623 code for a protein of 540 amino acids. The transcript has a single exon. Gene Ontology annotation, molecular function: carbohydrate:proton symporter activity. Gene Ontology annotation, cellular component: membrane. Lineage: Eukaryota; Fungi; Ascomycota; Eurotiomycetes; Eurotiales; Aspergillaceae. The record is from RefSeq and is a predicted model, not a curated record. Gene Ontology annotation, biological process: transmembrane transport; carbohydrate transport.
AUGGCACUCGGCAAGUAUCACGACGACGAGGAGCCCGAGAAAAUCGAUAUCACGCCUCUACCUUCCGACGAUGGCAGCGACACACGAGGAAGCGAAUUAGAUUCCACUGGGGCUAUGCUGCGUUUGUCAUUAUGGAUGGCCUUUGCGGCGUGGAUAUUUAAUUUCGACCAUGGAUAUACCGGGACAGUUCUUAUCAUGCCGUCUUAUAGAAAGGCAUUUGGAACUUGCACGCAUCUCCUCAAUCCCACAACCGGCGCGACCGUUGAGCACUGCUCCAUUGCUCCGAUUCAACAAUCUUUAAUCAGUUUGAAUUAUCUAUUCACCGGUAUCGGCGGAGGUCUAUCUGGUUUGACAGGAAGAUAUACCGGUCGCCGCGGCAAUAUCCAGAUCGGCUGUAUUCUGGCCAUCAUUGGAGCGGCGGGAAUGUUAGGGACUGGUGCUGGACAAGCGGGGAGUUUCACACAUUAUAUGGUGUGUAAAUGCAUUAGUGCUAUUGGUCUUGGUCAGCUCAUUGCAUCAAGCCUCACAUACAGUUCGGAGUGCAUUGUCGCCAGCAAGCGUGGGAUUGCGCUGGGUCUAUACAACGUUGGAUUGGCACUGGGAAACGUUGCCUCGUCGGCAGUCUGCGCAGGAUCUGCUCAGCUGGAGCCGCACAAUAAUUGGCAGUGGAAAACACCGAUUUUGUGUCAGAUUCCACUGGGUAUUUUCCUCGGUGCUGGGAUUCUGAUGUUCCCUGAAUCCCCGCGGUGGUUGUUGAACCGUGGCGGAAGAGAAGAAGAUGCGCGGCGAGCAUUUAGUAUCCUCUACCGAAUUCCUCCGAGCUCGCCCACCAUCACAGCUCAGAUCGAAGAAGUCAAGAAUCACAUCAAAGCCGAACGCAUGGUCGCGGCGUCAACGUCGUGGCUCCAGAUAUAUCAGAAAAGUCAGAUUCGCCGUACAACCACGUCUGCGUUGAUUAUGGUUGGAAUGUCCAUUACUGGCAUCCAGUUUGUCCAACCCUACGCAACGACUUUCCUCAAAGGUGUUGGUAUCAGCAACCCAUACCUGAUUAAUGUGAUCAUUGGCCUCUGUAUUCUCGGCGGGGCAUGUCUCGGUCCCUUCGUCGUCGAAUACGGUGGACGGCGAUUCGCAAUUCUUUGGGGAUACAGCGCCAUGGCAGCUUGCAUGCUCGUCUUAUCUUCAGUCAGUACUGCAUUCGGAGGAGUCGGCGUUUCAAAGAUGGUCAUUGUCAUUUUACUUUCUCUCUGGUCAUUCGUUUUUGGCGGAACCAUCGCCCCUACUGCAGGCCUGGCCUCGGUUGAGAUGCACAGUGUAUCGCUGCGGACAUACGGUCAAGCUAACACAACAGUUUUGUACGGCCUUUUCUCCUUCGGCGCAACCUUUUGGACGCCAUACAUGUUGGAUCCAGACCAUGGGAAUAUGGGAGCAAAUGUCGGCUAUUUCUAUGCUGCGGUCACUGUGAUGAUUGCUUGCUUGGUGUUUGUUCUCGUCCCUGAGACUGCGGCGUUGACGUUAGAGCAGAUCGAUGAUGUAUUCAACUCGGGUGUUCGGCCGUGGAAGACAUCCAUGGCGGAGAACAGGGCUAUCGCUAGAGCGAGGAUUCAAGCACUGAAUGGGGAGUAG